Messenger RNA from Suillus paluster, 502 nucleotides. RefSeq lists its product as uncharacterized. The transcript is spliced from 9 exons. The coding region runs from base 52 to 228 and encodes 58 amino acids. Lineage: Eukaryota; Fungi; Basidiomycota; Agaricomycetes; Boletales; Suillaceae. The record is from RefSeq and is a predicted model, not a curated record.
CUGCAGUUCGAUAAAGAGGUCCAGUUUGUCUGGGGAAGACAGUGGUCACUGAUGACAUACCUUUACCUCGCUGUGAGCUCCGCCCUACCAACGUGCUCCAUGGUUUUCACAUCGUUGCUCUGCCAGGUUCGAUAUUUUGGUAUUUUCCUUGCAAUGCUUUGUGCCUCGUGGGGAGGACUGAUAAACACGCCUGAGUCAUCGUACGUUACGAAUUCCCUUUACAUUUAAGUCUCAACGGUCGUCGACCUCUUAUAUAGCUGCUACCCUCUUAUGGUUUUAAUCGAAUGGAGUUUUUCUACAUAUUUUUGCUUGGCAGAAGCCAUUCUCAUAUGGCGCCUUUACGUCUUGUACAACCAAUCCAAGCUCCUACUUUAUGUUCUACUGGGGUUAUUCCUACCUAUCGUCGCGCUCUAUAUAGGGAUGGAUAUAUAUUUAUAUAGUCGUCCUUCAGCGUUCUCAGCGAAAGAGAUAAUAGCUGGGAACUUCAAGUACUGCGCGAUUU